Messenger RNA from Soboliphyme baturini, 390 nucleotides. NCBI's taxonomy places the organism in Eukaryota, Metazoa, Nematoda, Enoplea, Dioctophymatida, Soboliphymatidae. The record is from the annotation of a GenBank genome assembly.
AUGUUGUCCACUGACAAACCUAAAAUGUUUACGCCGUUGGUCAAUAUGGUGCGAUGUAUUUCUUUGCAGCAAAUGCACGAACGUGGCCCACCUAAGCGAAGACCUCAAAGGAAGUCACCGAUGCAGGGUCAUCCUCAGCUUCGUGCUGUAGUACUUAAGGUGCUCAUUAAAAAGCCGAAAAAGCCCAAUUCCGCUAACAGAAAAUGCGUUCUUGUCAAAUUAAGUACCGGAAAGGAGACGGUUGCGUGGAUUCCUGGCGAAGGUCACAACCUGCAGGAGCACAGCCAAGUUCUGGUCGAAGGUGGCAGGAAACCGGACCUCAUCGGAGUUAAAAUUCGUGUUAUGCGAGGAAAAUUGGAUUGCGCUCCGGUUAUCAAAACUCCAAAAUAA